Molecule: messenger RNA, 1560 nt
Organism: Durusdinium trenchii
Lineage: Eukaryota; Dinophyceae; Suessiales; Symbiodiniaceae
Source: the annotation of a GenBank genome assembly
AGCAAUUUCAGCGCAAGCCCUGAUAAAUUUUGCCCCGCGCUCGAGCUGAUUCGAUAUCAUGCCAGCCAACUCGGAGAAGCCCCAUCUCUCCAUCGUGAUUUGCGGCCAUGUCGACAGCGGCAAGAGCACCACCACCGGACGUUUGAUCUUUGAGCUGGGUGGCCUGCCUGAACGUGAUUUGGAGAAGCUGAAGCAGGAGGCCGAUCGCUUGGGCAAGGGCUCCUUCGCUUUUGCUUUCUUCAUGGACAGGCAGAAGGAGGAGCGUGAGCGCGGUGUCACCAUUGCUUGCACCACCAAGGAGUUCUUCACAGAGAAGUGGCACUACACCAUCAUCGACGCGCCUGGCCAUCGUGACUUCAUCAAGAACAUGAUUACUGGAGCCUCCCAGGCAGAUGUUGCACUGAUCAUGGUGCCAGCUGAUGGUAACUUCACCACUGCCAUCGCAAAGGGCAACCACAAAGCAGGUGAGAUUCAAGGACAGACUCGUCAGCACUCUCGUCUCAUCAACUUGUUGGGCGUGAAGCAGAUUUGCAUCGGCGUGAACAAGAUGGACUGUGACACUGCAGGGUACAAGCAGGCCCGGUACGAUGAGAUCGCCAACGAGAUGAAGAGCAUGUUGGUGAAGGUGGGUUGGAAGAAGGACUUCAUCGAGAAGAGCACCCCGGUGAUGCCCAUCUCUGGCUGGAUGGGUGACAACUUGUUGAAGAAGUCUGAGAACAUGGGCUGGUGGAAGGGUCAGGACGUGGAGGUGGGCAGCGAGAUGAUCCACGUGGACACCGUCUAUGACGUCUUGGACAAGAUGUGCCGCGUGCCGGAGCGCCCCAUCAGCGCCCCCAUGCGAAUGCCCAUCAGUGGCAUCUACAAGAUCAAGGGCGUGGGUGAUGUGCUUGCUGGACGCGUCGAACAGGGUGUGGUGAAGCCUGGUGAGGAGGUGGUCUUCCUGCCCACUCACACGACUUCCAACCCUUGCACUGGAAAGGUCUUCACCGUCGAGAUGCACCACCAGCGCGUGGACUUCGCCAACCCCGGCGACAACGUGGGCCUGAACAUCAAGGGCCUGGACAAGAACAACAUGCCCCGAUCAGGUGAUGUGAUGGUGUACAAGAAAGACACCACCUUGGGUCAAACUAAGGAGUUUGAUGCCCAGAUCCAGGUCUUGGACAUCCCCAAUGAGAUCAAGGUGGGCUAUUCUCCCAUUGGCUUCGUGCGCUGUGGUCGUGCCGCCUGCCGCGUGUCUGCUCUGAAGUGGAAGAUGGGCAAGGAGACUGGUGGAAAGAAGAUGGAGGACCCCCACUCCCUGAAGUCCAACGAGAUGGCUCAGUGCAGCUUCCAGCCACAGCAGCCUUUGGUGUGCGACACCUUCAAGAACUGUGAGGGUCUCUCCCGCGUGGCGUUCAUGGAUGGCAACGGCGUGGUGAUGCUUGGCAAGGUGGUGAGCUGUGAGCGCAAGGGUGAGGGUGAUGACAAGGGUGGCAAGAAGAAGUGAGCUCUGAAUGAAGUUCAGGGUCUGUGACGAUGUAAGGAUGUGGGUCAGAAACAAGCUUCUCCAAAACACUGGCA